CUUUAUCAUCUCAUCUGCUAUAUAUACACUCCUCCGAGUACAUAACCCAAUGUCUCAGCCUUCAAAGCUAUCAAAAUCAAAAAAAUUCUAUCAAACAAGGAAAUAUAUCAAUGGCGGUAUUGUCUAAACCGGUAGCAAUACCAAAAUCCGGGUUCUCUCUAAUCCCGGUUAUAGAUAUGUCUGACCCAGAAUCCAAACAUGCCCUCGUGAAAGCAUGCGAAGACUUCGGCUUCUUCAAGGUGAUCAACCAUGGCGUUUCCGCAGAGCUAGUCUCUGUUUUAGAACACGAGACCGUCGAUUUCUUCUCGUUGCCCAAGUCAGAGAAAACCCAAGUCGCAGGUUAUCCCUUCGGAUACGGGAACAGUAAGAUUGGUCGGAAUGGUGACGUGGGUUGGGUUGAGUACUUGUUGAUGAACGCUAAUCAUGAUUCCGGUUCGGGUCCACUAUUUCCAAGUCUUCUCAAAAGCCCGGGAACUUUCAGAAACGCAUUGGAAGAGUACACAACAUCAGUGAGAAAAAUGACAUUCGAUGUUUUGGAGAAGAUCACAGAUGGGCUAGGGAUCAAACCGAGGAACACACUUAGCAAGCUUGUGUCUGACCAAAACACGGACUCGAUAUUGAGACUUAAUCACUAUCCACCAUGUCCUCUUAGCAAUAAGAAAACCAAUGGUGGUAAGAAUGUGAUUGGUUUUGGUGAACACACAGAUCCUCAAAUCAUCUCUGUCUUAAGAUCUAACAACACUUCUGGUCUCCAAAUUAAUCUAAAUGAUGGCUCAUGGAUCUCUGUCCCUCCCGAUCACACUUCCUUCUUCUUCAACGUUGGUGACUCUCUCCAGGUGAUGACAAAUGGGAGGUUCAAGAGCGUGAGGCAUAGGGUUUUAGCUAACUGUAAAAAAUCUAGGGUUUCUAUGAUUUACUUCGCUGGACCUUCAUUGACUCAGAGAAUCGCUCCGUUGACAUGUUUGAUAGACAAUGAGGACGAGAGGUUGUACGAGGAGUUUACUUGGUCUGAAUACAAAAACUCUACCUACAACUCUAGAUUGUCUGAUAAUAGGCUUCAACAAUUCGAAAGGAAGACUAUAAAAAAUCUCCUAAAUUGAUUGAUAUAUCUAUUUAAUCUAUAAGUGUGUGCUACAUACAGACAAUGCAUCUGUAUAUUUUGAAGUUAAUGUUAUUUGUUAAUCCAAUAACUGUAAAAACAUGCAAGAGUGUGUUUGUUUGUUUCGUAAUAUCAACAUCGCUCCCAUCUUUUAUGGAUAAUAUCAAGUUGUUUAAACACACUGUUUUGAUGUAAGCUACAUUUUACUUUAU
Messenger RNA from Arabidopsis thaliana (thale cress), 1311 nucleotides. RefSeq names its product gibberellin 2-beta-dioxygenase (gene ATGA2OX1). Gene Ontology annotation, biological process: gibberellin biosynthetic process; gibberellin catabolic process. Lineage: Eukaryota; Viridiplantae; Streptophyta; Magnoliopsida; Brassicales; Brassicaceae. The coding region runs from base 111 to 1100 and encodes 329 amino acids. The record is from RefSeq and is marked reviewed. The transcript is spliced from 3 exons. Gene Ontology annotation, molecular function: gibberellin 2-beta-dioxygenase activity.